Debaryomyces hansenii CBS767 is the source of this 2055-nucleotide messenger RNA. Its product is annotated as serine-type carboxypeptidase. The record is from RefSeq and is a predicted model, not a curated record. Gene Ontology annotation, molecular function: serine-type carboxypeptidase activity. Gene Ontology annotation, cellular component: trans-Golgi network. The coding region runs from base 1 to 2055 and encodes 684 amino acids. Gene Ontology annotation, biological process: apoptotic process; proteolysis. NCBI's taxonomy places the organism in Eukaryota, Fungi, Ascomycota, Pichiomycetes, Serinales, Debaryomycetaceae. The transcript has a single exon.
AUGGUGAUCAAAUAUUUAUUGUUGAUUCUUGUUCAGAGUUUCGUAGCAUUUGCACUUCCGUUUACAUCUAGGAGUGAUCCCAAGGCGGAAUACUUGGUUACGUCUUUACCGGGAUUAUAUCUGAAUAUUCGUACGGAUGAGAGGCCUUUGAUGUUUGCGGGUCAACUUGAAUUGUAUCCCGAGAAUCAAACACAUUACUUUUUCUGGAAGUACCAAGAUACAAAUCAAAUUCCUGAAGCGAAAAAGAGGACUAUAUUCUGGCUUAAUGGGGGACCAGGAUGCUCUUCUAUGGAUGGGGCGUUAAUGGAAGCGGGUCCGUUCAGAAUUAAUAAAGAAGGGGAGGUUAUAUACAAUGAAGGUUCGUGGCACAAAUCUGGAGAUAUGGUUUUUGUCGAUCAGCCUGCUGGAACUGGUUUCAGUUAUUCAGACGAUUACGAUCAUGAUUUGGAUCAGAUAACUGUAGAGUUUGUGAGGUUCAUGGAGAAGUUUUUUGAGUUAUUCCCUGAGGAUGCAUCGAAUGAAAUCUAUUUUGCGGGUGAGAGUUAUGCUGGUCAGUACAUCCCAUAUAUCGCCGAUGGAAUAUUACGUCGUAAUAAGAACUUGCGUGAGGGCGAAAAACCGUUUAACCUUAAAGGGUUGAUGAUUGGAAAUGGAUGGAUUGCGCCAAAUGAACAGAGCUUGUCUUAUUUACCUUACUCGGUUCAAGCUGGCAUUAUCAAAACAAACAAUCCUAGAUGGAGCCUGAUUUUGCGUCAGCAUCAGGAGUGUCAGGAUAUAGUUAGUGAAAAUGAUGGGCCUGACGGCUCAGAUGUGUCACAAGUUGUUUCGAAUACGUGUGAACGAGUGUUAAACCUUAUUUUAGAAGCCACCAGAGACCAGCUGGCCGCAGAUAACGAACAAUGUGUUAAUAUGUAUGAUCAUACCUUGAGAGACUCGUACCCUUCUUGUGGCAUGAACUGGCCUCCGGACUUAGCUAAUGUGACACCAUUUUUACGGGAACAAAGCGUCAUGAACGAUUUGAAUUUGAUUAAUCAUAAAAAGUGGAGCGAAUGUUCAGGAAAGGUAGGUAACAGUUUCAGGGCUAAAAAUUCGAAGCCUGCUAUUCAUUUGUUUCCUUCUAUUUUAGAGGAAAUACCGAUCAUGUUGUUCAACGGGAACAGGGAUAUUAUUUGCAAUUAUAUCGGUAUAGAAGGUUUUAUUAAGAAAUUAACAUGGAAUGGUCAAACUGGAUUUUCUGAAGACCUUGAUACAUUAGACUGGGUUUAUGAUAACAAGACAGCUGGCUAUAUACAAAGUGAAAGAAACCUAACAGUUGUUAAUGUUUUUGAUGCGUCACACAUGGUUCCAUUCGAUAAACCAGAAAUUUCAAGGAGUUUGAUCGAUAUCAUAACUGGUAAUUUCGACGAAAAAGAAGUUGACAAUAAAAGCGAUAUGAAGAAGAAAUCAAUUGUUACAUAUCCAUUGGGCGUUCGAAUGGCCAAACAGAAAGAGGAGUCAGAACUGAAAACAUCUCCGACUUCGGUCACUCAAUCAAAAACAUCAAGUAUUUCUGCUGUAUCUGGAAAAUCUUUGGCCACCAGUACCACUUUAGAUCAAGAACACUCUGCAACGCCAAGUGCUGAGGCAGAGAGAGCUAAGAAUCAACAAACUUCUAACCGUAUCACUCGACUCAUUCAGCUUUUAGUUAUUGUUGUUCUUAUCUGGGGUGUUUAUAUACUUUAUUCGUCUUACAGAUCGCGUCCUUCAUCGAUCAUAAAAACAGGUCCUUCGGGUAAAAAGAAAAAUGUUCAAUGGGCAGACCAAUUAAGACAAUUUGAAGAGGAAGAGAUCGAACAAAAUGAACAAGGAAUUUUGUCUAGGGCUUUGAAUAAAUUGAAGGGUGGUGAUAGCCGUGGUACAUAUGCUCCAACUUCCGGUAAAACCUAUGAAGAUAUUGAGAUGAACGAAGGAAUCACGGAACACACAGACAAUAGAGUUGACGAUUUCAUAAUUGAAAGUGACGAGGAAGACGCACAUGAUGAAAACCAGACCAAUAAGCAGCUGGUUUCGAAAUAG